Molecule: messenger RNA, 1784 nt
Organism: Jatropha curcas
Lineage: Eukaryota; Viridiplantae; Streptophyta; Magnoliopsida; Malpighiales; Euphorbiaceae
Product: serine/threonine-protein kinase 12
Biological process (GO): protein phosphorylation
Molecular function (GO): protein serine/threonine kinase activity; protein binding; ATP binding
Source: RefSeq, a predicted model, not a curated record
UUUGUUUAAUGUAUUCUUGUUUAUUUGGUUCUCCCUAGCCUUUGUUCCUGGUUCGGUUAUUAUCUUUAGAAUGACGCCGCCAACAGUGAAUGGAUUCCUAAGUUCUCUAGGUCGAGUCUGAUACUCUGUUCUUCUUCUUCUUUUUUUUUUUUUUUUUUUUUUUCCCUUCCUAAUCACUCCUGGAGCCAAAGCCAUAUGGAGUUGCCAGAACCGCAAUCAACAGCUCGUUUCAUCCUUGGCAAGCAGUCUUCACUGAAGCCGGAAAGAGGGUGUUCGUCUUCGUCGCCUCUGCCAGCGGAGAAUGAAGAAGAAGAGGCGAUCAUAGACCCGAGGGUUCGGUUAAUGUAUUUAGCUAAUGAGAGAGACAUAGAGGGGAUUAAGGAGCUCUUGGACUCAGGUAUCAAUGUUAAUUUUGAAGAUAUAGAUGGACGCACAGCUUUGCAUGUCGCUGCUUGUCAGGGCUUCUCCGACGUCGUUCAGUUACUGCUCGAUAGAGGAGCUGCGGUUGACACCGAGGACCGCUGGGGCAGCACUCCUCUUGCUGAUGCUAUUUAUUACAAAAAUCAUGACGUGAUAAAGCUUCUAGAGAAACAUGGUGCAAAACCCCCGAUAGCUCCAAUGCAUGUACAAAAUGCUCGUGAAGUUCCUGAGUAUGAGAUUGAUCCUAGAGAACUUGAUUUUUCUAACAGUGUUCAUAUAACAAAGGGAACCUUUCGCAUUGCAUCAUGGCGUGGAAUUCAAGUUGCUGUUAAGACACUUGGAGAGGAAGUCCUUACUGACGAGGAUAAAGUCAAGGGUUUUAGGGAUGAGCUUGCAUUACUUCAAAAGAUUCGUCAUCCAAAUGUUGUUCAGUUCCUGGGUGCUGUAACGCAAAGCAGUCCUAUGAUGAUUGUCACAGAAUAUUUACCUAAGUGUGAUCUUUGUGCUUAUUUGAAGCAAAAAGGUGCAUUAAAGCCAAGAGUAGCUGUGAAGUUUGCUCUUGAUAUUGCUAGGGGAAUGAACUACUUGCAUGAGCAUAAACCUGAGGCAAUAAUUCAUAGAGAUCUUGAGCCUUCAAAUAUACUGCGGGAUGAUUCUGGGCAUCUGAAAGUUGCAGACUUUGGAAUUAGCAAGCUUCUUAAAGUUACAAAAACAGUUAAGGAAGACAGACCAUCUCAAGACACUUCUUGGCGAUAUGUGGCUCCAGAGGUUUACAGAAAUGAAGAAUACGACACUAAAGUAGAUGUAUUUUCGUUUGCUUUAAUAUUACAAGAGAUGAUUGAAGGCUGUCCUCCAUUUUCAACAAGGCAAGAUUUUGAAGUUCCUAAAGCAUAUGCUGCAAAUGAACGGCCACCAUUUAGAGCUCUGGCAAAGCGAUAUCCACAUGGACUAAAGGAGCUAAUAGAGGAAUGCUGGAGCGCGGAGCCAUAUAAAAGACCAUCGUUCAGGGAAAUUAUAACGAGGUUGGAUAACAUAAACAACCGAAUUGCUCAGAAGAAUAGAUGGAAUGUUGGACCGCUUAAUUGUCUUCGUAGCUUCGAAGCCAUGCUGAAGAGGGAUCGUCUAAAUCCAAGCAGCUAUUCAUCUCGAACUAUAAGCAGAUGACAAAAAAAUUAGCCUCAAUAUAUAGAGAAUUUAGUUUUUGUUGUAUCGAGCUCUGUUUUUUUCUGUCCCUUUUAUUGUUAUGAAAUAAUAAAACUCUCAUUCUAAUUGAUGAAAAUCUUCAUGAUAAUAGGGGAGCUUGCACGUCUUGGUUUUAGAUCUUUUUUAAUUAAUUAAUUAAUUAAUUUGGCUUUUGUAUUUCA